Messenger RNA from Linum tenue, 1779 nucleotides. NCBI's taxonomy places the organism in Eukaryota, Viridiplantae, Streptophyta, Magnoliopsida, Malpighiales, Linaceae. The record is from the annotation of a GenBank genome assembly.
AUGGAUUUCGUGGUCCAUACUAACCAUACCCAUGAAGGGUUUUACUCGCUUCAACACUUUGACACCGCCACUAGGCAUGGCGGGUCUUUUGGAGGUAGGGCAAAUACUAGAACUAGAUCAAGGUCCAGGGUUUCUGUGGGGACUGUAAAGCUGAGAAAAAGUAGAGUUCUUGCUGCUUCUCAUGUAGAAACUCUGCAUUCCAAUGGGAGAGCUUACACUUCAGAUAAACAGGCAAAUGGGCGUAUAACAAAUGGCCAUUAUAUCUCCUCAAAUCCACUGCACCCUGAUGGCAACAAUCAUCUCCGGAAAUUGGUUCGAAAUGGGGAGCUCGAGGAAGGGUUCAAGUUCCUCGAGAACAUGGUUUCUCAGGGCGGAAUCCCUGACAUAAUCGCGUGCACGAGCCUCAUUCGUGGGUUCUGCAAGACAGGUAGAACAAGAAAGGCUACUCGAGUGAUGGAUAUCGUUGAGGGCUCUGGUGCAUCUCCAGAUGUUGUGACUUACAAUGUAUUAAUCAGUGGGUAUUGCAAAGCAGGUGAGAUUGAGAAUGCGUUGAAGGUAUUAGACCGAAUGAGUAGUGAUGUUUUGCCUGAUGUUGUUACCUAUAACACCAUUCUUCGCACAUUGUGUGAUAAUGGGAAAUUGGAGCAAGCCAUGGAAGUUCUCGACUUGCAGCUGGAGAAAGGCUGUCAGCCUGAUGUCAUCACAUACACGAUUUUGAUCGAGGCGACAUGUAGGGAGAGUGGGUUUCGGCAGGCAUUGAAGUUAUUAGAUGAAAUGAGGAGUAGAGGGUGCAAACCUGAUGUGGUUACUUAUAAUGUUCUGGUCAAUGGGAUGUGCAAAGAGGGGAAGCUGGAUGAGGCUAUUAAGUUUUUGAACAACAUGCCAUCUUAUAACUGCCACCCUAAUGUGAUCACUCACAACAUUAUCUUGCGUGGCAUGUGUAGUACUGGAAGGUGGAUGGAUGCUGAGAAGCUCUUGUCCGAAAUGGUUGGUAAAGGCUGUUCACCAAGCGUUGUUACGUACAACAUCUUAAUUAAUUUCUUGUGCCGCAAGGGUUUAUUAGGUCGAGCGAUUGAUCUUUUGGAGAAGAUGUCAAGCCAUGGAUGCACACCUAAUUCUUUGAGUUACAACCCACUUCUGCAUGGUUUCUGCAAGGAGAAGAAGAUGGAGAGGGCGAUCGAGUAUCUUGAGGUGAUGGUGUCUAGAGGUUGUUAUCCAGAUAUUGUGACUUACAACACUUUGUUGACUGCACUGUGCAAAGAUGGAAAAGUUGAUGCUGCAGUUGAGAUACUCAACCAGCUGAGUAGCAAAGGCUGCUCCCCCGUUUUGAUAACUUAUAAUACGGUUAUCGAUGGGCUUUCGAAAGUGGGGAAGACAGGUCAAGCUGCAAAAUUAUUAGAUGAGAUGAGGGGGAAAGGUCUGAAACCGGAUGUGAUCACUUAUUCAUCGCUUAUUGGUGGGCUUUGUAGAGAAGGAAAGGUUGAUGAAGGGAUCAAGUUUUUCCGGGACUUGGAUGGAUCAGGAAUUAAGCCAAAUGCUGUGGCUUACAAUUCUAUAAUGAUGGGACUGUGCAAGGGUGGACAGACUGCUCGUGCAAUUGACUUCUUGGGUUACAUGGUUUCAAAGGGGUGUAAACCCACUGAAGUUUCAUACACCAUUUUGAUUGAAGGUAUAGCCAGUGAAGGGUUAGGUAAGGAGGCCUUGGAGUUGUUGAAUGAGUUGUGCAUAAGAGGUGCUAUCAGGAGAAGUUCAGCCGAGCAAGUCGCGCUGAGUGUGUAA